AUGACCUUCUUUGAAACCGACGCCUACCUGAUUCUCGCCGACAUUUGGUGCUCAAAUUUCUCAAACUACUGGGCACUUUUCUUGAUGAUUUCCUUCAUCGCUACCAUCAUUCUCUACAAAGCAGCUCAUCGUGAUGAGCAGGAAAUUGUCAUCAAUGUGAAAAACCGUCACGAAUUGGAAAAUGCGCAAUUGGGAUACAUCGACGUCAUGGAAAAUGGGCAGAUUCACCGUUUUGCCAUCAUUCCGAGCAAGGAUGGUCUUCCACUUUACAUUCGCUUCUUUUUGGACACAGUUACCGAGCCCCUCUGAACUAAUAAUUGAUUGAUUCUGUGUGUUCAAGUUUGAUUUUAAAACCUUCAUUGUACAAGUAUUUGACAUUCAGUUUUUAUCACAACUUCAGCUCCCAGGACGUUAUUCAAUUUCCCUAUUUGUUCCCCAAUUCCGCUUAACUUUGCAUUUAUAUCAAUAAACUCCACUAUAUCA
This is a messenger RNA of Caenorhabditis elegans, 483 nucleotides long. It is a transcript of the gene F14H12.17, whose product is annotated as Inner membrane protein. Bases 1 to 309 code for a protein of 102 amino acids. The record is from RefSeq and is marked reviewed. The transcript has 2 exons. NCBI's taxonomy places the organism in Eukaryota, Metazoa, Nematoda, Chromadorea, Rhabditida, Rhabditidae.